ACAUGAUCCACGAAACUGUAACUACGUAUAUAUGCCAAUUGACCACGUGGUAUAGGAUAUAUAUUCACCUAGCGUUCUAACAAAUAAUAGUCAUAUAUUUUAUAUUUUAGUAACUAAGUAAUUUUAAAAAAUGAGUAUAGAUAAAGAAGAAAUAAAGAAUAAUUCAGAAACAAAUGAAUUUACUAAACCGAAAGAGAGAAGAAAGCGACAUGCGAAUGAAAGUCGUAUGGAAGUCGAACUAAUUAGUGGUACAGAAGAAAAAAUGAAGUCGCAUAUAACCUCAAAAAGGGCUAAAAUUAUCCAAGAUGGUGAACAAAGAAAGAUAUCUGUACCUGCUCAUAGGUAUACUCCUUUAAAAGAAAAUUGGAUGAAAAUAUUUACACCCAUUGUUGAACAUUUACAAUUACAAAUAAGAUUUAAUUUGAAAACCCGAAAUAUAGAAUUACGGACAGCUCCAGAAACUCCUGAUAUUGCUAAUUUACAAAAAGGAGCUGAUUUUGUAAAAGCAUUUAUUUAUGGUUUUGAUGUGGAAGAUGCUUUGGCUUUGUUACGUUUAGAUGGUUUAUUUGUAGAAACAUUUGAAAUUCAAGAUGUAAAGCCUUUGAAAGGUGACCAUCUUUCUAGAGCAAUUGGGAGAUUAGCUGGAAAGGGUGGAAGAACAAAGUUUACAAUAGAAAAUGUAACAAAGACUAGAAUUGUAUUAGCAGAUAGUAAAAUUCAUAUACUCGGUUCUUUUCAAAACAUACAAUUAGCAAGAAGGGCUAUAUGUAAUUUAAUCUUGGGUAGUCCACCGUCAAAGGUUUAUGGACAACUCAGGAAUAUAGCAAGUAGAGUUUCAGAUCGGUUAUAAAAUAAAUACUACAAAAAUUAAAAUUCACUUAAAGAAGUAUUUGAUAUUUAUAUUUCCUGGGGACUUUAUUAAGAACUAAUCUACCAUCAUAACUCAAUGAUGCGAAUGUCCAAGGGUCAGCAGAUGACCAUUCAACUGCGU
This is a messenger RNA of Bombus pyrosoma, 991 nucleotides long. Its product is annotated as RNA-binding protein pno1. The transcript has 4 exons. The coding region runs from base 131 to 850 and encodes 239 amino acids. Gene Ontology annotation, molecular function: RNA binding. The record is from RefSeq and is a predicted model, not a curated record. NCBI's taxonomy places the organism in Eukaryota, Metazoa, Arthropoda, Insecta, Hymenoptera, Apidae. Gene Ontology annotation, cellular component: nucleolus.